CUAAAAGACACGCAGAUUACACUGAAAGCGCAGCAGUCAAAAUUAAUUGUCUUUGAAGCCAAUCCCUGUUUCCAUUAAAUACAGCUUGUGGUCACUCUCUUGUAUGGCAGCUAAGCUCCCAUUGUAAUGUAAAAUAGCAUAGCCAGGUGUAAUAACCUAUAGCAGCUGGAGCUACCGGUACCUGCUCUCAGGUAAACAGAGAGUGAGAAUAAAUGCAUUUCUGUCCCGGCUGUUUACACAGGAUCUAUGACAGAUUACCUGAACACUCAGUGUAAUUAAUCACACAAUGGUAUUCUCAUGCACUAUUGUAAUAUUGUUUUGUAAUAUGCCUGCGUUGUGAACAUGUGGUUAUGUGUAAUCCUGGGGGGAAACCUAAAGAUAGCUGAGCAGACAGGGAUGAUAAAAACUGAAAUUCAAAAGCAAACCACCAUCAGAUAAGCUGCUCGCAGUCAGAGAUGUUUUUCUCCAACAGUGUGUGGAAGGCUGUCAUCUCACUGAUUCUCCUAACAGUCGGAUGUGGGCAUGCUGCAACCACCUGCAAAACACGCAGAUGUCUGGCUCACAUGUUGAUCAAGAAAGAACAUUUAUCUCAGCCACAGAAUGACAACUGCACCCAAACUAUCAGGGUGCCUUUCAUUGAGUACCAAACUCUGUCUGUUAAAACCAAGGAGCUUCGACUAGUGAGUCAAAUUCGAGCCACACUCCUAUGGAGAGACCCGGAGUUGUCAUGGAACACAUCAGAGUACCAGUAUGACGAAGUUGUCCUCCCAGUGGCUAAUGUCUGGACCCCCGAGAUCCAUGUAACAAACGGAAUACUAACAACCAUGAAGCACAGCUCCCGUGAUCUGAUCGUGUUCAGUAAUGGCACAGUGAUGCACUCUGUGAUUAUCAAUGCUGAGGUGAACUGUGAAGUCAACUUGUUUAACUAUCCUUUCGCUGGUGAUGAAUGCCCUGUUGCUAUCCAAACCUGGGAAACCAAUGGAUGUGGUACAAAAAUGGAUUUUAUUUUUGUGAAAAUGGUUGAUGGUACCCAUGGAGACUGGCAAACAGAUUAUGCAUCCCUAGAGAAACAAGGAGAUGACCGCGAUUACAUCAAGGUGGGACUGAAAAUCAAAUUUACCAACCCCUUCAUAACUCUAAUGCUGCCCAGCAUUCUCAUUGUUUUGGCUGAUAUAAUCAGUUUCGCUCUGCCACUGGGAGGCGGUGAACGCAACUGUUUCAAGGUCACACUGGUUCUCAGCUUCACAAUGUUCCUUGUCAUCCUCAACGAGGCACUCCCUGGAGACAGUCAAUGCAGCCCCAUCAUCCGUCAGUCAGCAUGCAUGCAGACACAAACCCAUUCAAGCACUGAACAAAUACAUGAACAGGGGCGGAUCCAGUACAGAUAUAUACAGGGAAUUUGA
Messenger RNA from Notolabrus celidotus (New Zealand spotty), 1403 nucleotides. RefSeq names its product 5-hydroxytryptamine receptor 3A-like. Gene Ontology annotation, biological process: chemical synaptic transmission; regulation of membrane potential; monoatomic ion transmembrane transport. Gene Ontology annotation, molecular function: transmembrane signaling receptor activity; neurotransmitter receptor activity; extracellular ligand-gated monoatomic ion channel activity. The coding region runs from base 456 to 1403 and encodes 315 amino acids. The record is from RefSeq and is a predicted model, not a curated record. Lineage: Eukaryota; Metazoa; Chordata; Actinopteri; Labriformes; Labridae. Gene Ontology annotation, cellular component: membrane; neuron projection; synapse. The transcript has 7 exons.